AUGAGUAACACUACAAUGAGUACAAGCACAGUUAUUACUGUAGACGAGGAAGCUCAAUUAAUAAUUUUCUACAAUUUUUUAAUCGCAACCGUUUCAAAAUGUCUUGAUGGUUUUAUAUGGAUCGUUGGUAAUAUUGGAGCGAUUUGUACUUGCAUUGUAUUUUAUCGACCGGCAUUCCGCAAGAGUCCUUGUGCCAUGUAUUUCAUAGUUUCAAGCAUUUCACAGCUUUUUGUUUUCAACUUUGCUACAUUUAUUCGAAUGAUUCAAUAUGGUUAUAAUGUUCCUGUUAACGCUGUUCCAGAAUGGUUUUGUAAGGUCCGCUACUACAUUUUUUAUGUUGCUGCAGCUAAUGCUCGUUACAACAUGAUGUUUGCUGCUGCAGAUCGUUAUUUCUGUAGUUGUCGCAGUGCUCUUCGUCGUCAAUGGAGUUCACCAAAGAUUGCUGUUCGUCUUAUGAUUAUCGACGCCAUUAUUUGGCUUCUCUUCUACAUUCAAGUUCUUGUUUUCUCUGGCCUCCAAAAUGGCAAAUGCAGAAUUCCAGUAGUGAGUAUUAUGACGUAUUUUAGUUUUUAUAUCACGGUCGAAAAUGGAUUUUUUCCAAUACUUCCACUGCUGUUCUUCGGAAUACUUACUAUUCGUAAUAUUCAUCAAACUACACGACGUACUAGAACAACAGAACCAGUUAAGGGUAGUCAACCUGUUCAGAACGAUCGAGUAUCAAAAAAAGAGACACAACUUCAUAAAAUGUUAGCCAAUCAAGUUAUUAUUUAUCUUAUUCUAAAUGUACCAUAUCCAGUGUACACUGUCUAUCGAACUUUUCUUGGUGUUAGUUCAUUCACGGGAUCACGUGCUUUGAUCGAUACACUUAUCAACAAUACCUUAUAUGAUCUCGUUUAUCUUGGUUAUGCCUUGCAAUUUCUAAUCUUCAUCUUGACAUCAGACAUGUUUCGACGAGAAUUGCGACAAAUCAUUCAAACAAAAAUAAUUCACCGAUGUCGGCAACUCAUCACACCUGCAAGUUGA
Messenger RNA from Adineta steineri, 1023 nucleotides. Lineage: Eukaryota; Metazoa; Rotifera; Eurotatoria; Adinetida; Adinetidae. The record is from the annotation of a GenBank genome assembly.